AUGUCCCAACAUGACGACAAACCACCAGAAACUGACCAAAACAAGGAAGAAGAAGAACCAGCCCACAGUCUCCUCAGCUUUCUCAAUCCGCUUGGCCUCGUCUUCAUAAAUUCGUCCCUGCAACGCAUGCACUCCAGACAUACGAAUUUAUCCAGUGGAGAAAAUUCGCAAAGUAAGAAUGACGCGACAUCGCCUCCACAAGCAAAGCAAGUCACGUCGUCGUCGACGACGACAAAUAAUAAGAAGGCGUCCGUCUCUGAUUUUGACGAGGGGGGUGAAGAUGACGACAUAGGAAUUAAUAUUUCCAGCGUGGCCGCAGUUGGGGUGGCAGGGGUUCCUGACGGUGGUUACGGUUGGGUCGUUGUUUUCGCCUCGUUCAUGUGCAACGUACUCGUGGACGGGAUUGCAAACAGUUUUGGACUAUUUCUUCCCAAAUAUGUUGAAUCUUUCGACGUUGGAGCGGGUGCAGUGGCGUGGGCGGCGUCACUGCUGGUUGGCACUAUGCUGCUCAUAGGACCAAUUACCUCCGCAUUAACGAACAAGUUUGGAUGUCGAGCAGUCUGUGUGGCUGGGUCGAUUGUGGCCGCGGCAGGAUUCGCCUUGUCCUCUCUGGCAAAUAAUUUGGGCGUGCUUAUCUUCACGUAUGGUAUUAUCGGAGGAAUCGGCUGCGGUCUAAUUUAUCUGCCUGCCGUGGUGUGCGUCGGCUACUACUUCGAACGCAAACGUGCCUUUGCCACCGGGGUCGCCGUUUGUGGGUCGGGCGUUGGAACUUUAGUCUUUGCUCAGAUUGCGGAGGCGCUGCUAAAGGUCUUAUCGUGGAAGCAGGUCAACCUUAUCUAUGCUGGACUGGUACUCAUGUGUGGUGGUUUUGGAAUGCUGAUGAAACCUUUAGUCGUGCAAGUACAGCUGGAAAACGUUUACGAUGAGGAUGACGAAGAAGAGGACGAUCUGGACGAUCCGAAAUUUAUUAAGAGCAAGAGUACACAAGAGUGUGAUUCCGGCUAUUUCAUGGUCCAACUCCCCGAUGGACGGAUGGAACGAAGAUUAAAAGUACCACUUACAGGCGCCACGGACCCCGAGAAAGCAGCUUCUUCUUCCGACGGUGGGACACCACACACUCCAACGACGUCCAUCCAUAGUCAAGAAAUUCCCAAUACUGUCUCCGCAAGUGGUCGAAGACAUAGUUCUCUUCUCAAGUUUAACUACUCCAAGACGAGGACAAACUCACUAUUUAGCUACAUGGGGAGGACUUACUCCUUCCGAGCGGUCCCGAUCGGUUCAGAAAAAGCGAGUCCGAGUCGAUCCAAUCUUAGAAAUUCGAAAAUGUCGUUGGCAUCGUCAAGCAAGCAAAAGUUUAGUGUAAUUUCGGGGAGUCAAUCAGAUUUCCCAGAGGACCCCGGAGUUAUCCGACAGGAAGACCUGUUCGGGUUGAAUAGGCCAGAAUCACGCCACAUAAUUCGUCCCAUGUCACGAAAAGAUGUCUUUUACUCUGGAUCCAUUCACAAUCUUCCAGAAUAUCAGAAUAGAAAAAGUAUUACGGCGUAUCGACAAAGCGUCAUAAAUGUUGAGCCGGAUGGACGAGGAGAUGAACCACCAUCACCAGACAAAGAACCAUCACUCUUCGCCGCACAUCGUCGCCGUUUCUGCCCCUGUUUCCAUCUCCAUCCGAGCGACGCCUUUAAAACGGCACUUUCUCAAAUGACGGAUUUUUCCUUGUUGAAGAAUCCCAUCUUCAUUUUCAUCGUGGUCGCGAACGUAUUUGGAUUUCUGGGAUUUUACGUCCCCACAGUUUUCAUCGUGCCGGCCGCAAAAGCCAUGAAAGUUCGCACCACCGAGGCGUCCUCGCUUAUCUCAAUUAUGGGAGCGUCAAACACAAUAGGCCGGAUCACCACCGGGAUUCUGUCCGACCUGCCCAAAAUGAACUCACUCGUCAUGUACAACUGCUGCCUCUUCUUCUCCGGCGUCGUCAUCUCUUGCGUCCCGUGGUGCACCUCGUACGCCGACUUUAUCGGAAUUGCCAUCUUCUUCGGCCUAUUUAUCUCAGGGUUUAUUUCCCUCACGUCCAUAAUUUUGGUGAAACUUCUCGGCCUGGAAAAGUUGACGAAUGCUUUCGGCCUGCUGAUCUUGUUUUGGGGGACAGCGUCCAUCUUGGGGGUGCCACUCGCGGGCGCUUUGUUCGAUACGUUUGGAAGUUACGAUAUUCCGUUCAGGGUGGCGGGGGGAUUUUUUGUGGCGGCUGCCCUGGUCGGUGCCAUGAUUCCCAUCGUGGUCAAGUUUGGACAGCCGAAGCAUGUCUUGCAGGCGCAGAAGGAUGCGUACUAUCGUGUCGGGUAUUUGGAAGAGGAAGGAAACGGGGAGGCUGGGGACAAUGGGACAGCGACGACGACAACGUCGCCGGGGGGAGGGGGAAUUGGGGGCACGCCUGUUUCCGGGGUCCUACCAAUUUAG
Molecule: messenger RNA, 2448 nt
Organism: Folsomia candida
Lineage: Eukaryota; Metazoa; Arthropoda; Collembola; Entomobryomorpha; Isotomidae
Product: monocarboxylate transporter 9
Exons: 13
Coding region: 1-2448 (815 amino acids)
Biological process (GO): transmembrane transport; monocarboxylic acid transport
Molecular function (GO): monocarboxylic acid transmembrane transporter activity
Source: RefSeq, a predicted model, not a curated record